AUGUUGCCGAAAGUGAAUACGACUCUUGAGCCAUUUGACGAAAACCUUGCCAGAAAAUGUAGUUUACGAAUGCCCGGAAAACCUGCCAGACAGUCGUUGUACGACCGUUCGCCUCAGACUUAUGUAAACGUUGCACGCAUCGUAAAUGCCUUCGAGUUAGAAGUUCAAGAAUGGGGACUCACGUCAGAUGCAACACCUGAGCAGCUAACAGAACUGGUAAAGACCAGGCUGAUGGAUUUCUUGGUCACCGACCGCAACCUAAACAUUGACAAGUCUACGGCAAGCGAGGUGGUGCGAAGAACCAUUGCUCGCUGGCUUGCGAUCUGUGAACUGGACUUCAACGAG
Mesorhabditis spiculigera is the source of this 345-nucleotide messenger RNA. Lineage: Eukaryota; Metazoa; Nematoda; Chromadorea; Rhabditida; Rhabditidae. The record is from the annotation of a GenBank genome assembly.